CCACACAGGAAGGUCACACCAUCCCCCACCAUCAUCAGGGAACAUUAGAGAACAAAUACAUGAAUUGUUCUCCUGUUGGUGGUGGAGAAAACCCGGAGUGUUCAAGAGAUGAUUAUCAGAUUCUAAAAGAUUUUGAAGCAGUGCCAGUAAGGAUUAAGGAGGAAGAAGUUCCUGUGGAGGUCAGCAAAGCAACAAGACCAACCCUGAGGAGUAAGAGGCCAAUCAACGUCCAUAUCCCACACAGACGGCGAGAGGAAGACAGUUUUGACCAUGAAAUCUCGCCCCAUACCGACUUAAUAAAACGGGAAUUAGCUUUCUCUGCAAGUAAAGCGAGGAAAAGAGCGAUGGCCUUCCACUUCAACGAGCUAUACGAGAUCACCAAGUACCUGCUCUAUCACGGCUACGAGGAUAGCGGACUCCCGGGCCGGGUCCACGAGCAUAAAAGCCAACUCUUGACCCAGCUGUCCUCCCACCUCUACGAGAAGUUCGGAACCACCAGAACAAAGCGCCAGAUCCAGAAACGCUACUCCGAUCUGAAAUCCCGCGAGCCAAAAACAUUCAUGAAAAUAAAGAACAGAAUUCUAAAGGAGGUAUCUCUGAGGAAAGUCUCUGACUCGGAAAGCGAGGUUUCGGAAGACGAGAUGCAGAGCGAAGUAAACAUAAGCAUGACUUCGGCGGAGAUACAGGACGCUCUGGUGUCCAGCUAUAUCCAAGCAGAUGACAUGCAGGUGACACAGUCUUGCCAGAACCAUAUUGUACGGGAAGACGUCUUAAAUCUCCUACCGCUGAGUUAUACGUCUAAUGAGGGGUACUCGUCUGUGGGUGAAGCCCAUACAGAGGAGGAGGGCGGUUCCCGUAUAGAGAAGAUCGAACAGUCUCUGCACUCUCUGCAAGCCAAGAUGGAUCAGUUACUGAGCAGCCUGUCAGGGAGAAGAGACUCUUCCUGAGACGUCUUGUGCGGAUUUGUUAUUUUUUGACAUUAUUAAAGUGGAACUCCAAGUAUUUAACUUGCUUCCCCCCAAAGUCACCCCUCCUAGUUUUUUUU
Molecule: messenger RNA, 1045 nt
Organism: Rana temporaria (common frog)
Lineage: Eukaryota; Metazoa; Chordata; Amphibia; Anura; Ranidae
Exons: 7
Coding region: 60-947 (295 amino acids)
Source: RefSeq, a predicted model, not a curated record